Messenger RNA from Nicotiana tabacum (common tobacco), 841 nucleotides. The record is from RefSeq and is a predicted model, not a curated record. NCBI's taxonomy places the organism in Eukaryota, Viridiplantae, Streptophyta, Magnoliopsida, Solanales, Solanaceae.
CCAUACACCGGGUUUCAUGAUGCUGUAAGAACCAUAAUGAAAGAAGAAGGAUGGAGGGCACUUUAUAAGGGGCUUAUGCCAGGCCUAUUUCUGGUUACCCAUGGCGCUAUUCAGUUCACAGCAUAUGAAGAAUUUCGUAAAGUUCUUGUAAGCUCGAAAGCUCAGGAAAAUGAAAACACUCUUGCCUCAGCUGCUGACUUGUUGGAUUCAGUUGACUAUGCGACACUAGGAGCUUCUUCCAAGCUGGCAGCGAUUCUCACAACGUACCCAUUUCAGGUUGUACGAUCUCGAUUGCAGCAACGACCAAGUACAACUGGAGUUCCGAGAUACAUGGAUAGCUGGCAUGUUGUGAAGGAAACUGCAAGGUUUGAGGGCAUACAAGGCUUCUACAGAGGUAUCACCGCGAACAUGCUGAAAAAUGUCCCUGCAGCUUCCAUUACGUUCAUCGUCUAUGAGAACGUCCUAAACCUGCUAAAAUUGUCUAGGAGAGAGUAUUAGUUCUUUUACAUCCUUUUUCCUCCCGUUCUUGUUGUAGCAUUAGGAUUCUACACUAGUGAAAUUUUUUGGGAAAAGGUAUACUCAGAUUUGAGAGGGGUACAAAUAGGUUCAUGAUACCACUUUACUGGCAGGCGCACUUGUUAAUAUUUAGAGUCUUUGUAAUUUAUCAGAAAAGAAAUGAUCUUCGGUCUUUGUUCAAGUACCCAGGAGACUGCUGCUGUAGCAAGAAUAAUAGCGGAAUCUAUGCUUUGACUGUAUGUGAUCUUUGUUACUUAAAUGCAUGUUCGUGGUUGUUUGAAAGGGAAACUUGAAGAGAUGUAUCAGAGUUUGCUCUCUCGCUUGA